This is a messenger RNA of Microthlaspi erraticum, 1392 nucleotides long. The record is from the annotation of a GenBank genome assembly. NCBI's taxonomy places the organism in Eukaryota, Viridiplantae, Streptophyta, Magnoliopsida, Brassicales, Brassicaceae.
AUGGGGGAUCCGACGGCGGACUCAACGGCAGCAAACGCCGAAACUCUGAAGCAGGAGUUAAAGAAGUUACUGACGGAGAUUUUAUCCAACGGCGGAGAAAUGAAAGAUCGCGUUGAGACUGACGCAAGUUCCGGAGCCUUGAAAGCAAUCGACGAGGCGAUUAGAAUCCUCAAUCGCCUGAGAGAAGUUGAAUUGAAGACGCCGGAAUCUGAUAUUCCCUCGUCUCCUCCAUCGCCGAAGGUGAAAGUUCCGAAAGAGUUUAUAUGUACGCUUUCGAAUCAGAUCAUGAUCGAACCUGUCGUCAUAGCUUCUGGGCAGACCUAUGAAAAAAGAUGUAUCACACCGAUGCUGAUGAAUGAAAGUAAAUGUCCCAAAACCAAAAAAGACCUCUCCAACACUUUGUGGACGCCGAACCAUUUGGCUGAUGAGAUGAUUACGCAAUGGUGUCAAGCCAACGAUUUUGAUCGGCCAAAACCAUCUGAUGAAACAGUCGCUGAGAAUCCUGAGAUGUGCAAAGAUGGAAUAGAGUCAUUGCUUGAGCGGAUCUCCUCUCCCUCCUCCUCACUUCAAGAUCAGACAGAAGCUGCGAAAAGUCUCCGCUACAUGACCAAGAAAUAUCUAAAUGAUCGGGUUUCGUUUGUCGCUGGAUUCCCUAAUUCGAUCACACGAUUGCUCACUCCUCUCUCUGCUUUGGCUGACUCGAAUUCCGAGCUUCAGGAGCAUCUCGUGACGACGUUGUUCAACAUCUCAGUCGUUGACAAGACCAGAACAGUAAUUGCUGAAAACCCUCUUGUGAUCCCACUGCUCACGAAGUCUCUGAAGCAGGGCACGGUUGAGACACGAAGAAACUCUGCAUCGGCUUUAUUGUCACUCUCGGCCAUUGAUUCCAACAAGAUCAUCCUGGGGAAGCCGGAAGUAAUCAAGGCUCUGAUAGAUGUUAUUGAAGAGGGUGAUUUUUUAGUCAGCAGAGAGGCCGCUAACACAGCUUACAACAUCUGUACAGUGUCACCAGAGAAUUUGAUUCGGGAGCUAAUGAUGAGGAUCAAUGGAGGAAGCAAUGCGGAUGUGUUGUUAAGCGUCUUGGCAAUGAUCUCUGCGCAGGAGUGUGCGGUCAAAAUGAUGUUGUGUCUAGGGUUUAUCCGUGAUCUGUUCACCAUCUUGAGGAAAUCGAGGUGCUCGAAAACUUGCGAACAUGCUUUAGUGGUCGUCUACAACAUGUGCAUGCGUGACAAAGUAGCGACUAGGAUGAAAGUCGUCAACGAUGAGGAGAACCAGUACGGGACAUUUACGAAGCUUGCAAAGCAAGGAUCAGAUGGUGGAGUGAAAAUAGCAAAAUCGAUUUUACGGUGGCUCAAGAUAUACGGUACUGGUAAACAUCCUCAGACGGAAUGA